Molecule: messenger RNA, 3098 nt
Organism: Ylistrum balloti
Lineage: Eukaryota; Metazoa; Mollusca; Bivalvia; Pectinida; Pectinidae
Product: sodium- and chloride-dependent neutral and basic amino acid transporter B(0+)-like
Exons: 18
Coding region: 173-2341 (722 amino acids)
Biological process (GO): sodium ion transmembrane transport
Cellular component (GO): membrane
Source: RefSeq, a predicted model, not a curated record
CUCUUGGAGGUGAGCGGAUUACGAACUUGUUCCUAAAAGACGGCUUGACUGCAAGAAAACCCCAUUUUUGUUGGGACUACCCAGAGUUUUGAUAGCGGAGCGAGUUCGUUCUCGAGUUUCAAUACAAGGGUGUGGCCAGUUACGGGUGUAUUUUCACACGGUGUGUAACAACAUGGCAAUGCAGCCAUCAUCCGAACAGAAAAACGACCACCGCAUGGACGUUCUUGAAAAAAGAACGGACAUGAUCCAAAAAUACCUGGAAAGAAAGAAAGGAGGCAAAUUGGGUAAACGUUUAGAUGAUGAGGAUGGAGAUGAAAAUAAGGAGAGAGGAAACUGGAGUGGACGUUUCGAUUUCUUCCUUUCAUGUCUGGGAUAUGCUGUGGGUCUUGGAAAUGUUUGGCGUUUCCCCUAUCUGUGCUACAGGAAUGGAGGAGGUGCUUUCCUGAUCCCAUAUGUUAUUAUGUUGGCAAUCGUGGGAGUUCCAAUCUUCCUGUUAGAGUUGUCCCUCGGACAGUUUGCAAGUGCUGGACCUGUGACAUGCUGGAAAUAUGCACCACUCUUUACCGGUGUCGGAUAUGGAAUGUUCAUCGUAUCCGCUUUGGUCUCCAUCUACUACAACAUGAUCAUUGGCUGGGCUUGUUACUACUUGUUUGCAUCAUUCACCUCCGUGCUACCCUGGGACAAGUGUGGAUCCUGGAGUACAAACCUUUGCUUUGACAAAGUCCACAUCCUGAACGUAACAGCAGGUGAUACGUGUGCUUUGGCUGGUGCCAGAACCAAGAACGCGACUUGGUACAGCAACACAAACUGGGGAACUUGUCAUAAUGCUCAGCCAUUUGAAAAGUCCAAUGUAGUUGGCUUCAUCAACAAGACACUGGCUAAUGAGUUUGGCAUCAAGCGAGAACUGCCAUCACAGGAAUAUUUUGACUUCGUGGCCACUGGUUCAGGCUUCAGUGCAGGAAUACAGGAUUUGCAGGAGCCACGUUGGCAGAUGGUGCUGUGCUACCUGUUGGCCUUCAUCUUUGUCGUGUUGGCCCUCAGCAAGAGUAUCAAGACUUCUGGCAAGGUUGUGUAUUUCACUGCCACAUUCCCUUAUGUUGUUUUAAUCAUCCUCCUGAUCCGUGGUGUAAUGUUGGACAACUACUUGGAGGGAAUCAAGUUCUACAUCACUCCUGAUCUGGAAAGACUCAGGGACUCUGGGGUAUGGAAGGAUGCUGCUGUACAGAUCUUCUUCUCUCUGUCCGCUUCCUGGGGAGGUUUGAUUGCUCUGGCUAGUUACAACAAAUUCCACAACAAUUGUGUGAGGGACACAUUGACUGUUGCGUUUGGUAACUGUCUGACCAGUGUGUUUGCCGGAUUUGUGAUCUUCUCUUACUUGGGGUACUUAUCAGCGCUGAUCGAUGUACCUGUUAGUGAGGUGGCGAAGAGUGGACCAUCUCUGACCUUCGUAGUCUACCCCUUCGCUGUAACAACUCUGCCUGCUGCUCCAUUCUGGGCUAUCCUCUUCUUCAUGAUGUUGAUCACUCUCGGUGUGGACUCUGAGUUUGUGUUGGUGGAGACCGUGAUUACAUCUCUCUUGGACAGAUUCCCCAAACUGAGAAACUACAAGCUCCUGACUGUCAUUGGAGUAUCAUCUGUUUUCUUCCUCCUCGGUUUAACAAUGACAACAAAUGGUGGAAUCUACAUGCUGGAAGUGAUGGAUACGUACUCAGGAGGAUGGAACAUCCUUGUCAUCGCUAUCUGUGAAUGCAUUUCUAUCGGUUGGAUCUACGGAGUGCGACGAUUUAUGAAUGACAUUGAAUGCAUGAUUGGAAAGAGCUUUAUAUUCAUGGUGCUGAAGUACUGGUGGGCUUUGUGCUGGUGCUUGCUUACCCCACUUUUGUGUGCUGCCAUCAUCAUUUUCUCUUGGGUCGAUUACAAGAGCAUGGGAGCAGGCUCUAAUGGAGAUAAGUAUCCAGUGUUUGCAGAUGUCCUUGGAUGGCUGAUGACCCUACUGGUUAUCAUCUGUAUCAUUGGAACCGCCAUCUACCAGCUGGCUAUCACACCAGGAAGUUUUGCAGAGCGCUUCAGGAAGACCUGCUCUCCUUCUCCUGAGUGGGGUCCUGCUCUCGUGAAGCACAGGGAAGAAUGUGCUAAAUACACGGUGGCUGAGGGAUAUGAUCCUUCAUUUGUAGUGGAUCCAUGGAACAAUACUCCCUUGCCUGCAAAAUCGGAUCUUCCGAUGACCACAACGGGUGGUAAUCUCAAUGUAGGCUAUGUUCCAUGUCAGGACAUGCAGUACAAACCUAAUAUGACCCAGAAGGGAGGUUAUAACAAUGAUGGGUAUGAUGCAAGGCUGUAGGAGUCUCAUAAGGAAGAUGGAUCAACUACUCAAACAAGCACAUGACAGAAAUUAUCAACAAAUUUCUCCAUGUUUGUAAAAAAAGGUUGCAUAAUAUACUGUGUUCUAACACCAUCAAAGGCUAAACUCCAUGAAAGUGUAGGGAUUUCAGAAAUGGCUGUCAAGGUGAAAAUGUCAUCAGACCAUUGCUACAAUGAUAUUGUCAAUAUUGUCCCAAUUAUGACAGAAAUGAGUAGCUUAAGACAUUUUACCUAAUACUCCACUUGCAGCAACAUACAUUUUAAGAUACCCUUAACUUAGUGAUGGCAAUGAGUUUUACACGGAUUGCUCAAAGGAAUUUUCAUUGUAUUGUGGUUGUGUACAUGUAUACAUUCCAGAGCUGCCAUUGGUAGUGGAUAAGGUUUUGGAUCAAAGAUUUACGCUUUAUACAAGUCCCAACAUUGUGCCAACUUAUAUAUUCUGCAAAUGGUUAUAUGAUGGGAAGAGAUUUUAUUAACAUUUUGUGAUAUAUUUUAUAAUCUUUCAUAUAUAUCUAAAUUAGUCGCCGUCAUGCUUGUAAGAAACUAACAUAUUAUAAACAGACUGUCUCCUCACAAUUUGCCACCUCUUUGAAAAACAAAACAUUAAAAUUUUAUGUUUGCAGGAAGGUCUAGUUAAAUAAUCUUUUACAAAAAUAUUUGCAAUAUUUUAACAAUAUGAGAUCCAAUUUAUUUUAGAUUAAAGAUCAUUAAACAUUUUAACUUGUCAUGAAAUUCAA